AUGAAUCAAGAAGCUUCUGCUCAACAACAAGCGCCGACUGAGAAUUAUGACUCGAACUUGUAUUAUAGUCAAAGUCCAAGGGUCCUUUCAUCGACAAGUGAUAUUACCACUUUGACGAGUUUCGCGACACCGACACAACCGGUUCUUGAUUAUGCCACAUCUCAAUACGACAUCUACAGGAGUCCUUCGACGUUCUACUAUCAAUCUUACAAUCAAACAACUCCAUCAACAUUUUAUCCGGAUCUCAGCUCAUUCAAUGUCCCAUCGACACGCCAUAACACCGAGUUUGUUACCGUUCCCACUGUGCUGCAAGAUGUGAAACCAAUAAUUACGAAAUCGAGCAGUGAGAAAGAAUCGACAACCGAUCUUCUCUUACCUCGAACGGAUAAUUCUCAUAAUGAAACAUCCGAAAACGCUGCUGGAAGCACUACUCAGCCAAAAAGGACGAAAAUGGAUCGCAGGAAAGCAGCGACGAUGCGUGAACGCAGACGCCUCCGUAAAGUAAAUGAGGCUUUUGAAGUAGUGAAGCAAAGAACUUGUCCGAAUCCUAACCAGCGACUUCCUAAGGUUGAAAUUCUUCGAUCUGCAAUUGAAUACAUCAACAAAUUGGAGGCAAUGCUUCAAGCUGAAGGAAAAAUGACGAAGAUUAUGUCACAGAACCAACAAUUACAAAUGCAGCAGCAGCUUAGUGGCCAACCUCCGCAUGACUAUAUGACCUCCUCGCAUUUUGCUUCAACGUCAUACCAUCAAGAUGGAGCAUUUGAUGAAGACGACAUGUCAGAUUCUGAAGCGGAUGAAGCUAUGGAUCAUUGCCAAGUUAAUCAGCAAAAUCAACAAAAUCAUAGUUCUGAUGCUCGAAAACGCAAUUCAUUAGAUCGAUUAUCAAGGAUAGUCGCGAAUUUACCGAAUGAGGAACAACAAACUCAACAGAACCAACAAUCUCAGCAACAACAACCUACCUCGGAAGAAAAUGAAAAGAAGCUUGUCCUACUUUAA
This is a messenger RNA of Caenorhabditis bovis, 996 nucleotides long. The record is from the annotation of a GenBank genome assembly. Lineage: Eukaryota; Metazoa; Nematoda; Chromadorea; Rhabditida; Rhabditidae.